Molecule: messenger RNA, 809 nt
Organism: Aureococcus anophagefferens
Lineage: Eukaryota; Pelagophyceae; Pelagomonadales; Pelagomonadaceae
Gene: catA
Exons: 1
Biological process (GO): proteolysis
Molecular function (GO): serine-type carboxypeptidase activity
Source: RefSeq, a predicted model, not a curated record
AUGGUCUCGCUCUCCGUGCCAGCGCUCUCGACGCUCGUCGCAGCCGCCGCGCUGCUCGUCGCCAAUGCGGAAGAAAUCACAACCUUACCCGGCGUCACGGGCGGCAUCCCGUUCAAGAUGCACAGCGGCUACGUCGACGUCACGGACGACAGCGACGGCUCGCGCCAGCUCUUUUUCUGGUUCGUCGAGUCCGAGUACAACCCGUCGACGGCACCCGUGCUGCUCUGGACCAACGGCGGGCCCGGCUGCAGCGGCCUCGGCGGCUUCAUCAGCGAGAUGGGCCCCUUCGUGCCCCACGCGGACGGGACGCUCGGCCGCCGCGACUACGCGUGGAACAAGCUCGCGAACAUGCUCUUCAUCGAGCAGCCCGCGGGCGUCGGCUUCUCGACGGGCGCCAUGGACUACUACGACGACGGCAUGGUCGCGAGGGACAACGCGAACUUCGUCGCGCGCUGGCGCCAGCGCUUCCCGGACUUUGCGGGCCGGACGCUCUACCUCACGUCCGAGUCCUACGGCGGCCACUACCUGCCGACGCUGGCCUUGGAGCUCGUGAAGCGCGGCACGCCGAACUUCGGGGGCUUCGCCGUGGGCAACCCGCUCACGUGGAUGCCCUACCGCGACUACGGCCAGUGGGGCACCUGGGCCGCGCACCAGCUCCUGCCCCUGCCGCUCUGGGAGAGCUACCUGGAAAACGCCUGCGCGCCGCCGCGUCUCGACGCGCGCGCGCGUUCCGGACUCUGUUUCCGCAGGCGACGUCGACUGCCCGCCCGAGGACCCGCACUGCGAGCCGAACGCGACGUGCGUCGAGC